Spodoptera littoralis (African cotton leafworm) is the source of this 1299-nucleotide messenger RNA. NCBI's taxonomy places the organism in Eukaryota, Metazoa, Arthropoda, Insecta, Lepidoptera, Noctuidae. The record is from the annotation of a GenBank genome assembly.
AUGAAACUGGUAGCGUUGCUCGCUCUAUUCGCUUUGGCUAGUGGCAAACAUGAAGAAUAUAUUGGAUGGAAAUCCUAUUUCGUGCAGUUGAUUGAUGACAUCCAAUCGAAAAGUUUUUUUGCUAUAGCGGACAAAUAUGAAGUGGAUAUUCUAAGUCAUCCAAUUAUUGGUCGUGAAGGUUUACUCCUGGUGAAGCCAGAAUAUCAUGAUGGCUUCAUCCAAGAUAUUAAAGCUGAAGGCAUUGCCUACAGAUUACAUUCAGAUGAUGUCAAAAGCCAACUGGAGUAUGAUGAUAUUAUGAUUGAGCAGCAGAACACAAUGUCCAGGAUCAGGAAUGGAGGACGUCAGCUACCUUACGACAACUACCAAGAAAUUGAAGCUAUCAAUGAUUACAUGGACAGCAUCGGUAGACAAUACCCUGACAUCGCUACUGUAGUGAACGCUGCCCAGUCUUUCGAAGGUCGUCCCAUUAAAUACGUGAAGAUCUCCAAUUCUAACUUCGAAGAUGAGAGCAAACCCGUCAUCUUCAUUGACGGAGGCAUUCACGCGAGGGAAUGGAUCUCUCCUCCUACCGUUACCUGGGCCAUUCACAAACUGGUUGAGGACCUGACUGAGAGCGACCUUUUGGAUAACUUCGACUGGAUCCUCCUGCCUGUAGUCAACCCUGAUGGAUACAAAUUCACUUUCACCAAUACCCGCUUCUGGCGUAAAACUCGUUCGACUGAUCAGAAUGUUCUCAGUGGUAUUUGUCCAGGGGUGGAUGGCAAUCGAAACUACGACUUUUUCUGGAAUACCGUCGGUACUAGCAACUCUGCAUGCUCCGACAUUUACGGUGGAUCCAGGGCCUUCUCUGAAGUCGAAACCAGGGUAGUAAGGGACAUCUUACACGAGCAUCUCCACCGCAUCGCCCUAUACAUCACCAUGCACAGUUUCGGCAGCAUGAUCUUGUAUCCUUGGGGGCAUGAUGGUUCCUUAUCCCACAACGCUCUUGGGCUUCACACCGUCGGCAUAGCAAUGGCAAAUGCCAUAGACCAACAUUCCUUAACUCAAUUCCCGAGAUAUGUGGUUGGUAACUCAGCGCUGGUUCUCAAUUACCCUACGUCGGGAGGGGCUGAGGAUUACGCCCAUUCGAUUGGAGUACCCUUGGCUUACACCUUCGAAUUACCUGGACUGUCCAACACCAUGCAAGGUUUCAAUCUAAACCCUAGGUAUAUUCAGCAAGUAUGCAACGAGACAUGGGAAGGUAUUGUAGUUGGAGUUAGACGAGCUGGUGAUCUGUUCAAAAAUAAAAGACUGUAA